CUUGCAUCGAUCCCCUUCUCACAAGGCUGUCCCACUUAACAUAAAAAUAUGACAGAUGUAAGGCGCCAAAUUGACAAUGAGCAAAGACUUCGUAGAUACCUUUGUUGUUCUAGCUCCCAAUCUUUAUGUAUUAUAGCCUCGUCGAUAUUCCGUAGCUUCGCAAUCCUCGCGUCGACGAAGCAGUAUUGCGCAGCCUGAGAAUGUUUCUGCUCGACCAGCUUCCAUUUCAACAUUCGGAUCGCUGUUCUCCCGCAGUAGCUCAUUAACACGAUUCGGAAAACGAGCGUCUGUUAUCGAUAAAUCCUCCAGAACACCUUUAUACGAUCAGGAUAACGUGCUUACUGAAGAAGAUAUCGAAGAUGGCCCUAUCCCAAAAUCGCCACGCUUACAAUCUGAAUAUUUCAAACGAUAUGAGCUCAUGACUGAAUUUGUUAAUCUACGGAAUCCGAACCACUGCCCCUUGGGCGUGUAUGUGAUGCCUUCCUCAGAUAAUCUUAAUGUAUGGUAUGGCGUGCUAUUCAUACACAAAGGUUAUUAUAAGUCUGGUGUGUUCAAAUUUCGGCUGUUGAUACCCGAGGAUUAUCCCAAUCAGGCGCCAUCCAUCUCUUUCCUGACAGACAUGUUCCAUCCACUUGUGGAUGUGAGUGGUAAUCUGUCAUUAACGCAGCAAUUUUCUUCCUGGCGACCCUACCAAGAUUAUAUCUUCCAUGUUCUGCAUUAUCUGAAGAAUAUAUUCAAACGAAGCGUGUUGGACGGUCUCAUGGACAAGCACUGUCUUAACAAAGAAGCCUAUCGAUUAUACCGCACAGACACAGCUAUAUUUGGCAAACUGGCCCAGCAAUGUGCUCAAUUAUCUAUCACAGAAUCCUAUUUAUUCGAUCAUUUCCCAGACAACAACAUGGUGCGGUUUUCACCUCUGAGUGAGGCCACAUUUGACUCAUUAAAAGCACAAAUAUUAAGCAGCACUUUGAUGCCUGUUGAUACCACGGCCGAAGAGCCAACCAUCGAGGAGCAACUUCGAGAUCGAUUCAACGAUUACAAAGCAGGUGUCACUAAACCAAGCCAGUAAAUAUUUGCUAUGUACAUUUUUUAUGCAACAAGGAAGGGAUGAAAGACAUAAUGACAGAAGAAUAUUUAAUCGGACUCGCUCUCCGGCACACCUUUGGACAUGCGCGUCACUAUUUUGUUUUUGGAAAGAUGAGGGAAAAGAUCACCCCACAUUGCUUUGCGUGCAUCGCGGUAGGGUACUUUGCCUUGCGACUUUGGAAUGACCAUGCGCUGGAUUUCGCCUAUUAUACAAUAAAAAAAGAAUGAGAAAAAUGACCAUCACGCAAAAAUCAUGCAAUCGUUACAUUUUUUCACUCAUUUUAACUUACCAUUGGCAGCAGAAAUAUCCAU
Messenger RNA from Radiomyces spectabilis, 1398 nucleotides. Its product is annotated as ubiquitin-conjugating enzyme/RWD-like protein. The coding region runs from base 419 to 1069 and encodes 216 amino acids. The transcript has 6 exons. NCBI's taxonomy places the organism in Eukaryota, Fungi, Mucoromycota, Mucoromycetes, Mucorales, Radiomycetaceae. The record is from RefSeq and is a predicted model, not a curated record.